Molecule: messenger RNA, 3798 nt
Organism: Melanotaenia boesemani (Boeseman's rainbowfish)
Lineage: Eukaryota; Metazoa; Chordata; Actinopteri; Atheriniformes; Melanotaeniidae
Product: cyclic nucleotide-gated cation channel beta-1-like
Exons: 20
Coding region: 88-2811 (907 amino acids)
Biological process (GO): retina homeostasis; monoatomic cation transmembrane transport
Cellular component (GO): plasma membrane; photoreceptor outer segment; intracellular cyclic nucleotide activated cation channel complex
Molecular function (GO): intracellularly cAMP-activated cation channel activity; protein-containing complex binding; intracellularly cGMP-activated cation channel activity
Source: RefSeq, a predicted model, not a curated record
UCCCAGAGAAGCUUUCCAGGUUUCCCAGCCGAACGCAGGAGUGCAUCCUAAACGUCAGGAACCGUCUCAACAGCCUUAUGCCACAAGAUGCCUAAGAAACAACAACAGCAAAAACAGAAGCAAGACAAGAAUCAGCAGGACGUAGAACUCAACCAGCUCGUUCGACACUCACCUCUCUCUGCCCCUCAUCAUCCUCACCUGCGAUCCCGCUCCCCAUCUCCAUCCUCCCCUAGUGCUAGCACCCUGGAGCUGCCCAACGUGCCGUCCUAUCCACGCCUGCCGCCCAUCGUCAGCCCGCCAUCUAAGCGGCUGAGCUCCCUGCCCCACCAGCUGUUGGGUGUCUCUAACCCAGCCUUCUUCAUUGAAGAUGACUCAGAUAUUUCAGCACUAAGACCUGCAGAGAGCUCCAGUAUCAAUCUUCGUCCAGCUGUUAAUGUAGAAGAUGUUGAUAAUGAGAAAGCAGUGGAAGAAGGAGGAGUGGAAGAAGGGGGCGGAGGAGAGGAAAAAAAUGACAUCCCCCAGAUUGUCGCCCCACAGGACCCCAAACUUACAACUCUCACUGUCCCUGUGACUCCAUCAGGAGGCCGGCAGAGUAAAGGAGAUAAAGAUGGGAGGAAUCGUAGGACUAUCUGGACAAAGAUUAGGCUGCUUCAUUCUCAAAGUGAAGAUGAUGAUGAUGAAGUAAGCAUCCCUGUGAGAGCCUGGCCCAGCCAAUCCAGUCUGCACAGCACUGAUGACAUUCUGAAAGAGCGUCCCGCCUCCUCGGCCAGUCAGACCAGCGCAGUGGUCAAUGAGCGACUUCAGGAGCUUGUUAGGAUGUUCAAAGAGAGAACAGAGAAGGCCAAGGAGAAACUCAUUGAGCCAGACAGCUCCGAUGAAGACAGCAUCAUCACAUCUCCCCCUGAGCCUACUGCUCCUCAGUCUCCUCCUGGAGAUGCAUCGUUGCAAGAGGGUCCAUCAAGAGGAGGAGGAGAAGGAGGAGGAAUAGAGAACAGGAUAGAAGAGAACUUGUCUGCUCGCUGUUGCAAGCUGAAAACUCCUCGGUGGAUACGAGCCUGUUUACACUUCCACUUCCCUGCCAGCAUCGACCCUUUCACCAACCUGAUGUAUGUGCUGUGGAUGUUCGUGGUGUCUCUGGCCUGGAACUGGAACGUUUGGUUCAUCCCGGUGCGCUGGGCCUUUCCUUACCAAACCCCAGACAAUAUUUACUACUGGCUGUUGAUGGACUACCUUUGCGACCUGAUUUACAUCCUGGACAUCACAGUUUUUCAGCCACGCCUGCAGUUUGUGCGAGGAGGGGACAUCGUGAGUGACAAAAAAGAGAUGAGAAAGAAUUACGUGAAAACAACACGCUUCAAGUUAGACGUUGCUAGUCUUGUUCCCCUGGAGCUCUUCUAUUUUAAAACUGGCAUCAACCCCCUGCUUCGUUUACCCAGACUACUGAAAAUCAACUCCUUCUUUGAGUUUAACGAGCAUCUAGAAGCCAUCUUGACCAAAGCCUACAUUUACAGGGUGAUCCGUACCACCACUUAUCUCCUCUACUGCCUCCACUGCAACGCCUGUCUCUACCACUGGGUCUCUGUGUUCGUAGGCCUGGGAUCUACACAGUGGGUGUACAACGGCGUCGGUAACAGUUACAUUCGCUGUUACUACUUUGCGGUGAAAACCCUGCUCACCAUUGGAGGUGUGCCAGCUCCCACCUCCAUGUUUGAGAGCAUCUUCCAGCUCAUCAACUAUUUUAUUGGAGUUUUUGUCUUCUCCAUCAUGAUUGGACAGAUGCGUGAUGUGGUCGGUGCAGCCACAGCAGCUCAAACCUACUACCGCACCUGCAUGGACAACACCAUUAAAUACAUGUCUUCCUAUCGCAUCCCUAAAGAUGUCCAGAACCGUGUCAAGACCUGGUACAACUACACCUGGCAGUCACAAGGCAUGCUGGACGAGCAGGAGCUGCUGACUCAACUGCCAGAUAAAAUGCGUCUGGACAUAGCUGUAGAUGUCAACUACUCCAUUGUGAGCAAAGUCCCUCUUUUUCAGGGUUGUGACAGACAAAUGAUUUUUGACAUGCUAAAAAGCCUCCGGUCUGUCGUCUACCUUCCUGGAGAUUAUGUCUGCAAAAAGGGCGAGGUGGGUCGGGAGAUGUACAUCAUAAAAGCAGGAGAGGUGCAGGUGGUUGGAGGACCUGAUGGAAGAACGGUGUUUGCCACUCUCAGAGCAGGUUCGGUCUUUGGAGAGAUAAGUUUGCUUGCAGUUAGUGGGGUUAACAGGCGCACAGCCAAUGUGAUCGCUCAUGGCUUUACCAACCUGUUCAUCCUGGACAAGAAAGACCUGAAUGAGAUCCUGGUCCACUAUCCCGAGUCCAAGAAACUGCUUUGCAAGAAAGCCAGGAAGAUGCUUAAUAAGGGAAAGAAACCUGAACCCAAAGAGGAGCCUAAAGAACCCCCACAGAUACCAGCAGCACCUCGCAGGUCAGAAACUCCCAAACUGCUCAGAGCGGCGCUCGAGAUGACGGAAAGAUCUUCUGGAAUGAAAGGAGCUCUGGCUAAAGUCAAAGAGAAGACUAACAAGUCCAGGAUCUCGUUACAGCCGUCCAUCUCCUCCUCCCUGCCUCCUCCAUCUCCCGUCCCCAGCUGUGGACAUGACAGGGACACGCCAGAGAUGGACACGCCUUUGUCCAUCUCUGCCAGGUUAACAACGUUUCGCUCGACUUCUCGUUGCCGAUCCUCACGGCUCCUCAGCAUCACCGUCGACACGGAGGAUGUCAGUGAGGAUGACUGGGAUGAGGAUGGGACGAAGAAAGAGAAGAAGUCGUGAUGACUUUUUUUUAUUCAUAAAACGAUGGUUGUAGGGUUGUCCUGUCCGCACCUCAACAUAAGGAAAGCAGAUGAGGGAGGGGUCUCACCCGGAUGCUAAAGGAGAAAAUUUGGUGAUGAGAGUCGGUGUAAAGCUGCAGAUUUUAAUGAUGCUUGCAUAGCUCACUCCGAUCAGUCGUUUUUACACAAACACAUGUCUUGUCUCUUUGCAACAUGCAAAAUGAAGAAAUGUUUUUGUUGCUGUUGUUUCCUAAAUGUUUACAGUUGUAAUCCUGAAAGAACAACUUGCCUUAUUUGUUUUUUACAUUUCUGUCUUGUGUUGGCGUGAGUAGGGCGAGCAGGCUGCUUUCAUUUCUGAUACUGUAGAUAUUUACAGAAAUAAUCUUUUACAUUCUAAUACACUGCACAUGUUUAAAAUCAAUCGUUACAUUAUUGUUCUGUAAAAUCCAGCUACUGAUGGUGUAGUUAGCAUUGUAUGUAUGACUAUUUAUGUCUGUGUUUACUUUGCUUGCUUUUGUACAGAUGACUGAAAUUAAGAUUUAUUUUUUCCACUAAUGUAAAGUCACUGUGCAGUCUGCAGUGUCACCACAUGUACAAUCAUUCUAAAAAUGUUGUUAUAUUUGUUCUGUAAAUGUGUUUAUGAAAAAAAAUAUUAUUCAGUAAUAAUUCAGAGAAGAUAUUCUCUUACUUUUUGUAAAUACGUUUUUAUCAAAGUCUGCAAACCGGCUAAUCACACUGCCAGACAACCUGUAGAAAAAUAUCUAUUUUUUCUGUAUAAUGUCCUCUAUAAGCAGUUCUUCACAGAUGUUGUAAUGUCUUUUGUAAAUUUCACAUUUCACUGGACUAAAUAAGUUUAAGCAUGUUUUUUGUCAGUUUAUAUAUAUAUAUAUAUAUACAAUAAGCAGUUAAAGGCAGUUGUUUUUUAAUGUGUUUGAUUUAACCUUUUGUAGAAGUUGCUUGAAAAUAUAUAAAACAAGGAUCAUAAAUA